This is a messenger RNA of Chroicocephalus ridibundus (black-headed gull), 3857 nucleotides long. RefSeq names its product interleukin 23 receptor (gene IL23R). The record is from RefSeq and is a predicted model, not a curated record. The transcript has 15 exons. Gene Ontology annotation, molecular function: cytokine receptor activity; protein binding. NCBI's taxonomy places the organism in Eukaryota, Metazoa, Chordata, Aves, Charadriiformes, Laridae. Gene Ontology annotation, cellular component: membrane. Bases 123 to 2516 code for a protein of 797 amino acids.
CUGAUGCUCCUCGCCGCGCUCGGCAGCCCCGGCCACAGCGGCAGCAAGAGGGGCCCCGGCACCACAUGUCCUGAGGACUGGCAAGACUAAGCCACGCGCGGGCAGCGGCCGCAGCCCAGGCCAUGGGGUCCGGUGAGGCUUUGGUGCUCCACGUCCUGCUCUGCUGCCUGUGUGGAGCUGCGGCAAACAUCAAGUGCUUGGGGCACGUCUGGAUCGAGCCCGCGCCGGUGGUGCGGAUGGGCUCCAACAUCUCCAUCAACUGCCUCCCCACCCUCGGCUGCAACUGGGACGAGUUAUUCAUCUUCCUCAACAACAACCGCGUGGACGGUCCCCUGCGUCCCCUCAACAGCACCACCUUCCAGCUCCAGCUGCAGGAUUUCCGGAUGCCCUUGGGGCCCGUCCUCUGCCUCGCCAAGUGUUCCGGCAUCCGAAAGCUGGAGCUGGUGUGCGGCACCGACAUCCUGGCCGGCUACCCUCCGGACCCCCCCAGCAACCUGACCUGCUCCAUCGGCGAGCACUCGGGGCGCCUGGCGUGCACGUGGGACACGGGGCAGCCCACCCACCUCAGCACCCGCUACACCCUCCACCUGCGCAGCGUGGGAACGGCGACGGAUGCCGAGGAUGAUGAGAAGGAGGAGGAAGAGGUCUUCCCCGCGGGCUCGCCGGUGCUGCUGAGCGCGCUGCGCGGUGGGAGCCGCUACUCGGCGUGGGUGCAGGCCACCAACGCGCUGGGCACGGCCCGCUCGGCCCCCCGGCGCCUCGACCUGCAGGAGCUCGUGGUGCCCGCUCUGCCCCUGGUCACCGGCGCCGAGACGACGGAGACGUCGCCUCCCACCACCACCGUCCACUGGAGGAGACAGACGCUGCAGGAGAACGUGCGCUGCGAGGAACGACACAAAGCCACGGGCGCCCCGGCAUGGCAUGUGGAGGCAUGGGACGGCACGGCGCAGGACGGGCCCCGCUCGCGGCACAACCUGCAGAGUGACACCCAGUACGUGUUCCAGGUCCGGUGCCGGCUCAGCUCCCCCAGCAGCCCCUGGAGCGCCUGGAGCACCCCCUUUCUCUACACCACCCCCGAGGCAGCCCCGGCCGUGCCACCCGACGUCUGGCGGCGCCUGGGCCCGUCCUUCCCGAACGGCAGCCACGAGGUGACGGUCUUGAUCAAGCCCCUGCUGCCGCGGGAUGCCCGCGGGAGGAUCCUGGGCUAUGCCGUGGUUGCCGAGAGCCCCAGGGGAGAGCUGCUCCUCUGCAACACCUCCAGCACUGCCUGCACCGUCCUAGUGCCCCAGGGAACCCACGUCCUCCACGUCACCGCUCACAACUCCAAGGGGGCGUCCAGCCCUGCCAGCAUCGCCCUCAGCGGGGGCACCAACAGCCAGGAAGAGUUCCCGGCGCCGGCGGCCGUGGAGGUCAAGUCCGAGAACGGGAGCAGGGUCUCGGUGGCCUGGCAGCGCCCCCGCCGCAGCAGGAGGUCCCCGCUCUGGUUCAUAGUGGAGUGGGUUUCCACCGCCCAGGAGGAUCAGUAUUUCUGGAAGAAAGUCCCCUAUGAGGAAACACACACGUACAUCCCAGAAGAGGCAGCAGCAGGAGGUCACAUCAGCGUGUCAGUGUACGCCGUCUACCCCGAUGGAGUCAGCAAACCAAGCUCCAACCAAGUCCCUUCAGAUGACCUGCUCCCAGGCAGCACCUACAGCGAGAUCUCCCACGACGAUGACGUUGGAGUUUUCCUGGGACUGGGCGUCAGCGUGAUCGUAUUAUCUGUUGUUUUUUUAAUUCUGAUGUUUAAAAAGUCAGCCAGAAAAAGAAUUAAGGCCACCAUUGUGUCGCUCUUGCCCAAAUGGCUGUUUGAAGACUUCCCCCACAUGGAAAACAGCAACGUGGUAAAGUCACUCCAGGACAAGAGCGAUCUCACAGGGAACAGUUUCCAUGAGCCAUUCUUGGACACCAGUGACCCCGCAGUUAUGGAAAUUGAGGAGGUGCCAGUACACGAGAAGUACAAGAAUGUGGCCACCAGAAGGAAGCCCAGCAGAGAGGUGCCCGAGGACAGGGAGCACCCGGGCAGCAUGGCCCCAACCAGCACCACGGCCCCCGAGCAGAUCUGUGACUACAAACCUCAGGUAUCCGACGGGAACGCGCUGGGGUAUGUAGCUGCCAACUUCUACCAACUACAGCCCCCCGCAGCCCUCCCAGAACUGGAGACGAACAUCUUCUUCAGAGACUACACGAGCCCCGUUCCCCAGCUGUGGGACGGGGAGGCAGGGGGGCACCAGGUCUGUCUGCUGGAGAAGAUCAACCUCAUCUUAAACACCAGCCGGAGCGGGCAGAGCCAGGUGUUCAGCUCGGCCCAGGGGGGACACGGCUCCUUCCUGGAGAACCCCUGGGGACACGCGCUGGCCGGCGAUGUCCAAGAGCAAACGCUGGUCCCAGACGAGCUGGUCUCCUGCCUGAGAGCCAUGAACGGGGAGUCGGGGGAUGUGAAGACCCGCUUCCCGCAAAGCAUCGGAGGAUUAUUUUGAAAGGGAUUGCAGUUGUGAUUAAAAAAACCCGAAGGGAUGGCCAUGGCACAUAUCAGCCUUUGAGGCUGCAAACAGCAGAACUGGAGCAAAACUCUGAAAAUUCACCUUUUUAAUUGACUACAAAUAUUUGUGGCUGCCUGGAAGGCUUCGGCCAGUAAAUCACAGUUUUAAACUUACCUCACACUGUCACAAGCAGUGGAUUCCCCUAAGAACUGAAAUACAGAGCAGGUGAUUUUUGCAGGACACGAUACGCUUCAAUUAUUAUUCAAAAUCAUUCUCUUGUUAAGUAUUAAAUUCUCUCGUUUGGAGCAUUUCAUCCCUGGAGCUGAUUGCAGUUAAAAUGGAUAAAACGAUGCCUCAAACAUCCUGACUGAAUUAUGUAAAAAUGCCUUGGGAUCACUCCUAAGGAAGAGCCACGGCACCGAGGAGGAUUUCUAUAUCGUACAGCAGACACGGGUACCAGGAACAGGAAAUCUUUUCUGUAUGAUGGAAUAACCCAAUUUCAUUUUCCCUCCCGUUCAAUAAUAAAAACUACUUCAGGUAGGAACGAGCCUUCACCAUCUGCCAGGCUGCUUUAAAAUCUCUCUGAAUUGGUCACUGGGCAGACUCUUCAUUUUGAGUGAGGGAUUUAUCAUCUCCCAGCAGCUUGCCGCUGCCUCAGCCUUGCCAUCCUGCGUGAAGCACAAUGUGGUACAGCGAAAUGGUGUUUAUUCGGCACGUGACAGGGAAUUUGGAUCUUCUGACAUCCAGAAAAUGAGCUACAGGAGUCCCCUUCCCACUGAGGGGUCGUGAAAUCAUUUACAAGUUUGCCCGGGACUUCAGAAGCGGUCUUGCAAAAUGCUCCUAGAGCAACCACAAAAUCCCUGGAAAUGUGAGAGUUUGGAUUAUCUACUUGCCGAUCACCCAAAGCUUUUUAAGGAAACACUCCAAAUGCUUUUAAGGAAUACAAGCAUAAAAGAAGUUUACAACACCCUCUAAAAUGCCUGACCAGCCAGCGCUCUCAGCGACGUUUGGUCUCCUGCUCCUCUUCUCCUACCUCUUGUGUCCCAGCAGGGACUGGUUUUGAUCUGGAGCUGCAGCCGUCGGAGGUGACACUGCGUGUGGCUGGGGUGGGCACGGGUGCUGGUGCCAGAGCCAUGUGCCCAUGCACACCCGUGCACACCCACAGACAGCCAUGGACAACCAUGCACACCCACGGACAGCCAUGGACAACCAUGCAUGCCCAUGGACACCCAUGCAUGGCCAUGCACAUCCAUGGACAAUCAUGCGUGCCCAUGGACACCCAUGCACACUCAUGGACACUCAUGCACGCCCAUGGACACCCAUGGACACCCAUGCACA